Messenger RNA from Epinephelus fuscoguttatus (brown-marbled grouper), 2496 nucleotides. RefSeq names its product zinc finger HIT-type containing 6 (gene znhit6). The record is from RefSeq and is a predicted model, not a curated record. The transcript is spliced from 10 exons. Lineage: Eukaryota; Metazoa; Chordata; Actinopteri; Perciformes; Serranidae. Gene Ontology annotation, biological process: maturation of LSU-rRNA from tricistronic rRNA transcript (SSU-rRNA, 5.8S rRNA, LSU-rRNA); snoRNA localization; box C/D snoRNP assembly. Gene Ontology annotation, cellular component: nucleus; pre-snoRNP complex. Bases 80 to 1276 code for a protein of 398 amino acids.
AAGCCGGAACUCAUCUCCACGUGCUGCACGCGGCCACCGGCGGAAGACGGUUUGUUUUGAUGCCGCCGGGUAGUAUUCAAUGUGCGGCUGCCUUUCUCCUGUCAUGUGCUCUGUAAUUGUGCCAACAACAGACAUAAUGUCGACUGCAGAGAGCCAAGUGGAGAGCAGCGGCCCGGAAGAAGAGCUGAAAGCGACCAAAAGGAAGAUUUCUCUCUCCAAUUGUGGUGUGUGUGGAUCGGAGGAGGCGAAGUACAGAUGUCCAGCCUGUCUUGGCCAUUCUUGCAGCUUGCUGUGUGUGAAGAAACACAAAGAAGAUUCAGGAUGCAGCGGAGUAAGAAAUAAAACUGCCUUUGUGACCCUCUCACAUUUUGAUGAAAUGACACUUCUCAGUGACUACAGGCUUCUGGAGGACACAGGACGAUUUGCUGAUGGUGCCAACAGAGACAGCCUCAUCCGGACUCCUCGUUCCACUUUGAAAACAAAGAGGCUGGCAGCCUGUGCCAGAAAGAUGAAUAUCACAUUGAGGUUCCUCCCCAUCACCUUCACUAAAAGCAGAGAAAACUCCACUGUCUUCGUCACAAAAGAAAAACUGUUCCUCUGGCACCUGAAGCUCAUCUUUCCCCAGAGCAGCACGGAGUUCAGUCAGAAGAGGGUGUCUGACAAGCAAACCUUGGAGCAGAUCUUGACCGCAUAUAUCCAUCCAACAGAGUCGGACCCUGUGACACGUCAAAAAUUGAAGAUGUAUGUUCACGCUCCAUUUGAUCAUGUGAAAGUCUUCAUGAAAGCAGAGGGGAGAAAGGCAAACUCUGUGAGGUACCAUGAGUUGGACAUCUGCAAGACCUUAAGGGACAAUCUCAGCUACAAAACGCUGAUUGAAUAUCCUGUGCUGCAUGUUGUACUCAGAGAUCAUUGGAAGGAGUAUCCACCGAAAGGACCAGCUCAACCUGCAUCAGCCUGCAGUGGUUUUGCAACCAAGAAAGAAGACGUGGAACAAGAGAAGCAGGAUGUGAUCCAAGUUUCACCAUCCCUACAAGGAGCUCGCACCCCGCGGGAAACCAACAUCUGGACAGGAACCCCAGAGACCAGCCCUGAAACUGAACCCCCACAAAUGAAAAGGGCCAAGAGAGAAGGAGGGAAGGAAGAGGUAGAGGAGGGAGAGAUCAUAGACAGUAGUGACGAAGAGGAGGAGCAGGAAGGAAAUGCUGAAGACAGUACCCCAUGUAGUAAGAGCUGUGAUGGUGCCAAAAGCCCAGCUAAUGAUGGGGGGGGUGAUUAAAGACAAAGCAGCAGACAGUGUGGGGGUUAAUGUGGAUGAUGGUAUUAAUAAACACAGUGACAGCAGCAGGAAUCAGUGCAUAAAUGAGAACAUUUCUGCUUCAGCUGAUGACAAUGAGCUGUCAGAGAAGAGUACUGAGGUCAACAUGACUAAGGAGGAUGCUGUGAAAGAGCCGGGCCCUGUUCAUACCCAUCACUGUCAGGAUGAAAAUGAGUCAGCUCAUGCUGCUGACAGCUGUGGACAGGAAUGAUAAUGCACAGAUGUUCAGGGUGAAAUUAAUGAGGAGGCAAACAUAUCUGACAGGAAGUCAUCAAUCUAGUAUCAGUAUACAGUUGACCAAUGCUAUCUAACUGUGUUUUCAGUUUUUAACAGUUUUAGGAAAUGAACAAUGGCUGGUGCCACUUUAUUGUUGUAUAUACAUGGAAUCAUUUCAAUUUCAAUGUUAAUUUUCAAAAUUUAGGUUUAUUUAAUCAGUCUUGAAGUAUAAACAAAAACAUAGUUUGUAGGUAUUGUCAUCUGUAUUUAUCAGUAAAAUUUAAAGGCAUACUAUGCAGGGUUUGUCCAUUGCUGUUUGUAAACACAACAUUUAAACUUUGCCACUCUGACUCGUUGAGACUGCGAAAGCAGUGGAACAAAGCAGUGAAUCAGAGGAAUAAAACAUUAUUUUCUGAUUGUUUCACAGCAGUUACAUUUUAAAUCACAAAUAAACAAACCCACACCUCUGCAUAACCCUGCAGGAAGGUGCUGCGUUGCUGGAUUUUGUGUGAGUUCAGCUAACAGCAAACACACAAACAUGCAGCUCAAAUCCACAGAACAGAAGAGAGGUUGAUGUGUUUUUAUAGUCCCCUGACACUGCACGAUCAUGAAUGGUUGAGGUGACUUUGUUUUUUCAAGUCAUAUUUCCAAGAUCAAUAAUGUGCAGUGAAACUCAAUUUGAUGACAACAUGGCCGAGAAUCCCUGAGAGUGUUUGGAAAAACUUUGUGCAUUUACAUUUUCAACUGUACAAACUCCACCUGUAGAUGAUCAUGUUAUAUAAUGGAAAGCUAAGUACUACCAAGAAAUGACAGUGUCAAGCUUUUUGUGGACAAACAACCUUUUUGAUUUAAUGUCUCAAGCUGCUUUUUGCCUUUAGUGCUAUUUUUUUUAUCUUGUUAUGUAAAGUGUGUUUGUGUAUCUUGAAAAACACUCUAUAAAUAAAAUGUACUUUUAUUACUUUAAA